AUUGAAAGCGUUACCAAAUCUCUAUCAUCCCCUUUCUUCCUAACCAAUUCUGGAUGGAGAUUGGCAUAGCGACGACGAUGGCUAUGCAGCUUGUGGAGUUCUCCUUUCAGUCCAUGACGGGAAAGCUAGAGAAGAUGCUAGAGGAAAAAGCCUCGUUGCUGGCCGGAGUCGAAGACGAUGCCCAAGACAUGGUCGACGAACUGAGAAGCAUCACCUCUUACUUGACGGCCAUGUCAACUAGGCGGAAUCUGGAUGUUCAACAACAGAACUGGGUGAACGAAGUCAGGGAGGUGGCCUACAAUGCCGAAGACUCGAUCGAUGAGUUCGACUACCAUCUCCGGUCGACACCUUACGACGAGCGCGGAGUCAAAGGUUUUUUCAAGCACUUCCUUCCCCGUAUAAAAUCAUUGAAAGCUCGCGAUUGCAUAGCUUCGGAUAUCAAGAAGUUGAAGGUUAAAGUAGAAGACAUUAAAAAGAGGCACGAUCGCUAUUCCCUCCCAAAUGAAGCUACAAGAUCUGGCACAGCCACCGGCUUGGACAUGGCCGAAAGAUACUCCGAUCCACGGAUCAUCGGCCAUUUUGUAGAGGAAGCUCAUCUCGUGGGCAUCAACCAGAGUAGGGAUAAGAUCAUCGGGUGGGUGAUGGACGAGAACUGUCUCGAGCUUAUAGUGAUUUCUCUCGUCGGUUUCGGUGGUUUAGGAAAGACAACUUUAGCUAAGACGAUCUAUGACGAUCCUAUCAGAGGCCACUUUCAAUCUCGAGCUUGGAUUGCAGUGUCACAAAAUUACAGCAUCAAAGAGCUUCUCAAAAAGAUUAUUCAACAAAUUUCAGUCAAGAAGAAAGAAAUCCAAGAUGUUCUAGGGUGUCGAGAUGCCAAAUUGAACACAGAGAAACUUCUGAGCCAGAUGGACGAAUCGCAGCUGGUGCAGACAGUCAGAGGCCAUCUCCAUGGAAAGAGGUAUUUGAUCGUUUUUGAUGACGUUUGGAGCACUGAAGCAUGGGAAAGCUUGAGCAUUGCACUACCACAAGGUAAAGAAGGAAGUAGGGUGAUAGUGACCAGCCGCAGUGAGGAAGUGGCAAACUAUAGUUGUUCUCGUAAUCGUCAAUUCAUAUUUAAAGUCUCUCCUUUAUCACCUGAGUUAUCGUGGGAGUUAUUCCGUAGAAAAGUAUUUGAAGCGCCUGACUAUAGUUGUCCUCCAGAGCUAGAAAAUGUUGGUAGGGAAAUCUUACAAAAGUGCAAUGGACUGCCACUUGCUAUUGUGACAAUCGGAGGUCUUCUGGCUUCGAAGCCUGAUAAAAAACUUGAGGAAUGGAAAGACUUGCGCGACCACCUUCGUUUGGAGAUACAGACUAAUGACAUGCUGUCAAAGAUCAAUCAGAUACUAGGUUUGAGUUACAAUGACUUGCCUUACUAUCUCAAGCCUUGCUUCUUGUUCUUAGGCACCUUCCCUGAGGAUUAUGAGAUUCGUCGGAAGCGUCUGAUGAGACGGUGGAUUGCCAAAGGGAUUGUGAAUGGCGUAGGUGGCUUACCCGAUGAGAAAAUGGCCGAGCGCUGCUUCAACCAAUUGGUGAAUCGUAGCUUGGUGCAGCCAUCAGAAUUUGAUGAUAAUGGGACAGUGAGAUCCUGCCGCGUCCAUGACAUGAUGCUCGAUGUCAUAAUCUCGAUUUCAAGAAAGGAGAACUUUGCGGUGGUACUGAAUAAGCACUCCACGCAGACGACCAUUCAGCCUCGACAUCAGAGGAUAAGACGCUUAUCCUGGCAGGGAGGAAGCAGUGGACUAGUUCCUAACACUGAUCUGUCCCACCUCCGAUCCUUUGCUGCAUUUGGUGAGGAUGUGCCAGUGAACGAUUAUAGAAAGCAGAGGCUGUCGAGGGCAAUUGACCUGGAAGGAUGUAGGAACUUGGAUGAUUUCCACCCCAAGAGCUUUUCCAAGUUGUGUCUUUUGAAGUACUUGUCUCUGACAAAUACUGGAUUAUCUGAAUUGCCAGAUUCAAUUGGAGAUUUGCAAAAUCUAGAGUUUUUGGAUAUAAGAGAAACUUAUAUUAAUAAACUACCCAAUGCCAUCGUCAAACUCCAAAAACUGGUCCAUCUGCUUGCUGGCGGUUAUAUUAAAUGGCCUUGUAUGGAGGACUCAUUCUUUCUAAACGUGUAUCUACCGAAAGGAAUAAGAAAGUUGAAAAAACUUCGCACGUUUGGACUGGUUCGUGCUCAUGAUGUGCACUCGCUACAGGAGAUUGGCGAGCUUGUCGACCUCCAGAAACUUGGCAUGUCUUUUGGGUUUCGUGAUCUUAAACGCAAAGCGCUGGAGGAGAUUAGCGCCCUGCUUUCGAAGCUCAAUGGCAGCCUUCGAUCACUAACACUUGCAAACAGCAAUCUGAAAAAGGCACUCGAUGAGGUAGUUUCGCCGCCGUUGCUGCUCCACAAGCUCCAGAUACAUGCCGCGCGUGGCGGAUUCCCUGCUUGGUUUGCAUCUCUGAAGCAGGUUGUCAAGAUAACUCUCUCCAACACACGGCUGCAGCUCCAGGAUCUGCAAGUCUUGAGAAAUCUCAACACUCUGGUCAAGCUGGUGCUAGGAUUUCACUCAUUCGACGAUAAUUAUGAGGAUUUUGUCUUCGAUCAGGUAGGGUUCGCAAACCUCAAGUUCCUGGAAAUUGAGAUGCACAGUGUGAGUUUCGAAGAAGGUGCACUCCAAAGCCUCGAAAUUCUUAAAAUGGAUAAAAUUUUCAUUGGAUAUAGCGUCGAUGGCAUAGAACAUCUGCAUGGGCUAAAGGAGGUUCACAUUCAGACUGAGAAUGAUGAUACAAUUGAGAUGGUCAAAAAUAUUGCAGCAAACCAUUCAAAUCGUCCCAAAUGUUUUGCAAAACUACUCAAGUCUGCUUAAGGCAUAUGAUUUGACUCAGAGAAAGCAGAGCUUUCUGUCAAUGCAAAGAUGAAAUUAUUAAAACAUCUGGUGCGGUGUGUUCUAGUUCUCCUCUCCAACUUAUCCCGUGCUUAUCUCUACUAUUUUGCUUUGAUCAUGUGCCUUGAUUCUCGGAUUUGACUCGUCGGUGAACAAGAACGAAGUUGACCACCAUCAUUGGCACCACCCUGAGGUAGUGAUCGAGGAGAGAUCUGGAACACCUGAGGAUGCACACAGACUAAACAAAAGAGGGUUAGAAUGAUACACCGGGAAUGUCCCAAUGUUUACUACUCCGACAAUCAAAUCAGAAGCAGUUUGGGGAAGAAGAAUGAUAGAAAAAGCUUGCAGAACUUAGAUUCAGAUGAUGUUACCCACUUUUCUUUUGCCUUUUAUCUUGCUGUCGAUCAUCUUUUAUCCUCUCUGGUUUUAAUGCCGAUAGUAACUGCAGAUAGAACGUUUUGUUUUGACUUCCCUCAUGUUUAAUAACGUUGCAUUAACUGUGGGGAGAAGUAUUCUAUUUUACUAUUCCCCAGACUUUUCAUCUUAAUACAUUCAUGAUGUAUUAACUAA
Molecule: messenger RNA, 3470 nt
Organism: Zingiber officinale
Lineage: Eukaryota; Viridiplantae; Streptophyta; Magnoliopsida; Zingiberales; Zingiberaceae
Product: disease resistance protein Pik-2-like
Exons: 1
Coding region: 54-2882 (942 amino acids)
Biological process (GO): defense response to other organism
Molecular function (GO): ADP binding
Source: RefSeq, a predicted model, not a curated record